Ceraceosorus guamensis is the source of this 3071-nucleotide messenger RNA. RefSeq lists its product as hypothetical. Gene Ontology annotation, molecular function: D-xylulokinase activity. Gene Ontology annotation, cellular component: cytosol. Gene Ontology annotation, biological process: xylulose metabolic process. The coding region runs from base 1 to 3009 and encodes 1002 amino acids. The transcript has 12 exons. The record is from RefSeq and is a predicted model, not a curated record. NCBI's taxonomy places the organism in Eukaryota, Fungi, Basidiomycota, Exobasidiomycetes, Ceraceosorales, Ceraceosoraceae.
AUGCGUUCUAGCCUACCGGAAGCAGCGCAAAGAAGCAGCAACGCAUCGCGCAGGCUGGCCCUCCACUCGGAUUGUCCCGUGUCUUUCCCUCCCAUCCAAUCUCCGUCUGGAUCGUCGCAGAGUCAGACGAGGGGCGAGAAGGCACCAGGGAGGGCUUCAAGCUGCAGGGAAGAGCUCGAACCUGUCUCGGGCACCCUUCACCUGGGCUUCCAGCUAUGCUUGGCGAGGCUUUCAGUCGUGGUGCUGUCCAGCGCCCGCAAAGGGUCAGCAGUCGCAUUUGCGGAUCAAGUAGUAUUCGACGAAGACCUGAGCCAUUACAGAACGAAAGACGGAUGCUACGUCUGGAGACCUUCGGAAUAUCAAGCGGAACAUCCCGGUCCGACAACAGCGGCGGCACAAGGAGUGACGAGCGUGACACCGGUCGCCAUGAUCGUCGACGCUCUAGACAAUCUACUGGAUCGCGUGGCAAAGAAAGUCUCUAUGGACCAGAUACAGUCCAUUGGUGUCUGUGCGGAGAGCGACUGGCCAGUCUUUCUGAGUCGAAGAGCGGAGAAGAUGCUCCACGAUCUGCGUCCAACAGUCGGUCUGCAUGCUCAAUUGACCGUGCCAGAAUUCUUCAGCGUGCCAUUCAUAUCCAACAUGAAUGAUUCGUCGACGCUGGACGAGAUGCGAAUGAUAGAGACGGCUUUGGAGGCGAGGAUGAAGGGGGUCAUGAUGAACGGCUCAACCCUUAUCAGUGCUCCAUCGGCCAUGCCCUCUUCCGAGUUCGGUGUCCACAGCAACUUGUUUGGCACAGAGGUGGCAAAGGCCAUGAAUCGCAAGAGGUUCCAAGCAAUUCGUCAAGCAGCCGCACAGAAGAAUGGAGCAGCACCAAGCUUUUCAGGAUGGGCUUGUCAGCUUGCCAAGUUGAGGAACGGAAAGGGAGUCGGAAUGGAAGGUAGAUCCGCUGCCAUUUUGGACAUCAAGAAAGUCUGGCAUAAUGCCGGACGCAUCAUCACUGCAGGCUCACUGAUCUGUGCUGUUUUGACCAGCAAGAUGCCUAGCUUCAACCACACCGAGGCGGCUAUGACGGGGCUCUAUGACCCAGAAGCUCGCGAGUGGGAUCAGCAGAUGCUGGACAUUUGCAGCAGCGGUGAAGGACAAGUGUUGAGACAGAAGUUGGGAGACAUUGCAGACCUCGACACAUGCGCCACGUCGGCGGGUAGUUGGCUGUGCCAAAAGCACGGCGUUCAGCAGUCUUGCGUCAUUGGUCCUUCGCUGCCAUCCUCGGUGGUGGCAUACAUGGGAAUGCUUCCGGGUCCGAGCGACGGAGGUAUUUCUCUUUCUGUCCACGACACCAUGAUCAUCCCUUUGCGCUCCAAAGUCAAGGCUCCUGGUCACUCUCUGCUUCCGAAUCCUCUUCACGAGCUUUCGAGCCAGUCGACAGGUGUUGUCGACGACACUCGUGUUCAGCCAUGGCUGGCCUUAGCCCGAUGGCAAGACGCUGGGCUGGCCCGCAAGAUUGUCAAAGAUGUAUACUGCUCCGGUUUAUGGUCAGCCUUUGGCAAGCUUGUCAACGCUGUUGGUGUGGGUGGCUCGCACGCCCUCGACAACAAGCUCUUCACGAUUGUGUUGCUGGAAGGCGAGACGCGAGGCAUCCGACGGUACGAGCACGGCAUGCGCGUUAUGGAGUUUGGCAACGACUUGAGAGCGAACGCGCGAUGUAUGAUCGAAGGUCAAGCAUUGGCCAUGAGGAGUGCUGCAUCGCGUAUCGUUUUUGCCGAUCUCGAACAAAUUCAAGACGUUGACAAGUCGGUGCAUGAGAGUCGGCAAGCGCGCCUUCGCGACCGGGCUACAAGUCAAAACUUCAAAGGUGUUGGAGGUGUUUUGGGUUACAAUCCUUUUCAUGGUGAGCCGUUGCCAUCGAAAUGGCUGGCUUGGGGCAAGCCGUCCGGCAACGCUUGCUUUGCUGGUGUCUUUACGUCAGUCCUAGGUGCGCCGUUGGUCACUCACACCGACGACGUUCACGAUGCUUCAGUAGAAGAAAGGGCUGCCACUCCUUCCCCUAGUAGCCCGCCAGCCGUUCAAAGUCAUUUGCCCAAAGCGGGUAGCGCUCCGGCGCGGAUGACAAGAGCUUGUGUUGGGGCUGCUUAUCUGGGCAAGGUCAUGCUGACACGUCAGUCGCAAAAAAGCUCUGGCCUCGAUCCUGAAAGUUUCGAAACUAUCGUCCGCAAAUCUCUCUCUGGGCCGUCCGUCUCUGCAGAUGAGGCGUUGCAUCCGACCCCUAUCGAGCAAGUCAACAGCACUGGCUUCACAGCCGCAACGAUGCCAAUCAUCGUGCUACAGCCGCCGCCUCCGGGUCCUCACAUCCGCGAUAGACCGAAGACGCGUCGACGCUCCGCAACGGCCAGCGGUGCCGAGAUCAAGACAUUUGCCUCUCUCGAUCCUCCACUCCCAACCCUCCACAGUCUGCAUGAAGCAGGACCACUCGACCAGCAAGAAAGCCUCGAAUGCGUCGAAGAGGCCCUAGCAGCGUUGGAAGAAGGAGCCAAACUUUUGACGGGUGACUGCGACUCGAGCCGAAUUCUCCAACGUCCGAGAUCUGGCACGAUAGCUGGCCUUGUCGAGCCAUCGAGUAGAAGGUUUAGUACACAAGCGGAGGACUUCCCUUCUAGCCCCCGCACCUAUUCCGAUCCUCUGAACUCCUCUCAACACUCCCGAGCUGAAAGCUUCUCGAGCGACCUGAGCGUGCCGAGCUCGAUGAGCUCUGCGACCACACUUCCGCGGCUCGCGGCUGAGGAGGACCAAUCGGAACACAUGUUGAUCGAUGCCCCCGACGGCGGACAGCUGACUCCUACUGCUGCCGGCUACUUUACGAAGGAGCAAGAAGAGAAGAUUGACGAGCUAAAAGAGCUGGCUGACGAGCAGACUCGCGGCUUGGUCCGUCUGGCAGCUGUCGACGAAGAUCUUUUUUACGUGUAUGCUGCACUUCUCGAGGAACGUGAUCGGCUCGCUUCGUAUCUCCUUUGACGCAUAUCAACGCGGACACGGGCACCGCCAUAUCCAGACCUCUUCUUAGGUCUGCAUGACCU